GGGAGAAGCUUAGACAAGCAAGGUAUUCACGUUGAUAAAACAAUCUUGUUGGUUGCAGAGAUAGCCCGUUAAAUUGUGUGGUCAAUUCGGAGAUCGACAGCUUAUUGCUUCUGUGUACGGAUCCAAUAGUGCCUGCCAUAUUUGUCAAGUAUUUUAAUCAUUAUUGGACAUUAGCGAUGGCAUCCCAAAGCCAUCUUCUCGAAUGCAUCAGUAAUUAAGCAUCGUUUCCCUUUCCGAGUAAACAUUCAGGCGCUUUCGAGAGCCUACCUAGUGACAGUGAUUGAGGCAAUGCACAUUGCCAAAACCAAGACCCUAGAUGUAUGCAUAAAGUAUCCCCAUUCCUCGUUGCUAUCGUGAGCAUAGAGUCCACCCGCUAAGCAAUCUCAUCUUGCUGGAGCCGACGUAAAAGUCAGAGGGGCAAUUGGAACAGUUCGAAGCUGGAGUUGCGAAAUGCAUAUUGGGCCCUAUACGUGCUAGGAAACCAGCCACAGCUUGACCCAAGCCCCAAAUGUUGUAGGCAAAUGGCAUGACAUACUUAAGACGCAUUGCCUCUUGCUUGUGAGGCAUUCCGAGGAAACUGCUGUAUCAAGAACAAGAGCUCCUCCACUGCCAAAGCCUGGUAGAAUGACGACGAGAGUUCCAUGAGGCCAUGAGAGCAAUGCGCGUGACAUGAUGCACGCUCGUGCACAGAUGAAAAGCGAAACGUUUAAAGCAAAUCGCGGACCAAAGAUAUCUGCGGCCAGGCUCUUAGUACAGAGCUCUUGUAAGCAUACAUCGUACUAACACACACUGCGAUUGUCAACACGCAGGAGUAUGCAGGACUAGAGUUGUAGGCUGCAUGCACAGCAAUGGACUGCAAAAAGCAAGAGCGAAUAAUCGGCAGCAUAGCUAAAUAUCAAUUAGACUCUCGCGGUUACAAACCCAAAAGCUCUUGAGUUUGUGUUGUUGUCGAACUCAAAGUACACGGUAGCAUAUACGAUAGCCAUGGUUCGACUCGGAGUAGACGUGAUCAGCUCGAAACUCUUAAAAUGGCAGCAUCCAGAGCACGAUGCGAAAGCCUUUGAACGUUUUCAACGAGCACGAUAGGUGGCAACAAAGCUCUUUCUGUUUUAUAUGCCUCCGUCGUGCUCCGUACAUAAUAAGUAAUGUGUAGCUAAAAUAAAAAGAGGAACUCGCUAAUCGCAGUGCCUGCACCUGCCUCGAGCAUCCAAAGGCUACUUAGAGAGCGCGGUACGUACUUUGUCCUUGUCCUUGUCCUUGUCCCUUAAUAAGGCCCACUUCCAAUUUCCCUUUCAUCCCAAUUUUAUCUAUACACUGUAACUGCAAUCUUAUUACAUUCAACAUCAUCAUCAUUGGAUCUUACCACCCAAAAUACAUAUCAACACACUGCUUGCCUCGAAAGAUCGAUAUUCUUCCUUCGACGUAUCUCACAAUCGUUCCUUUUUUGCAAGGCGGAGAGAGUAUUCAUUGCGCCAUACAUGAUAGCUCCAUACACAUAGUCGCAUAACAGCACACCUAGGUGGAUAAGCCCCUCUUCUGUCAAGGCCUGCAGGGAGCUUAAUGCCCAAACAGACAAUGUCGUCAAUAUGAAGCUGGAUUUUCUGAAGCUGGGUACUUGGAAGCCGGGCACCUGGAAGCUGGGCUUCGUCGCCUAUGUUUCGACUUUCGUCAUCCUCUACGUUAUCAUUGGAGGUCUACUCUUCGUCACUCCUCUCGAUACCGUCGUCCAAGCCAAAGCGAAUCAUCAAUUAUACAAUGUCUUUGUGAUCCUUUCCUGCUAUGGCGUCACUUUAUCUCUGGCCUUCCUGCUCUUCGCGACGAGGAUUUACACAAACAAGGAAAUCAUAAAAGCGAUACCAAAAACAUGGAUACCUAUCGAAGAAGGCGAUGUCGACAAAAAAGUUCGAAAAAUGAUUGUGGCGAGCCUGGCGAGAAGUGCUACACUAGCAUGGGAUUCACGACCACGAAUAGAUCAGCAUGCGACUGCACUAGUAUCGGCGCAAGACACGCUAGGUGAAGCGACAAUCGCUGCUGAGAAUGGUCGCCCUGAGCGGGAAAUGGACGAGAAGGGGUCUCAUGGAUCUACAACUGGUAUAUUAACGAAAGAACCCGUUUGGGGUCAAAUUUCUCACGAUGGAUGGUCUUCCCCAACCGCCGCGGUUCUGCCAAACUUACAGUACAUCACUGUAAUUCUCGAGUUACCUCAUUUGAUCGAAGCAAAGGCCGUAUCUUUAGCACCUCCUGACCCACAAUCGUCGUCUCGACCGCCCAUGCCUGAUCUCAGAGCAGUGGAUGUCCUUCAACGACCUGCGGCCAUGUGUUUGCGCGAUUACAUUGGUCAUCUAUCCGGAUUUGGCGUUGUCAACGAUUCUUCGAUCGCCACAUCUUUUCUGUCAGCCUACGAGUACGCUCGGUUUUCCUCUAACGCUAUCAGCGAAGUUGAAUUUCGCGAUCUAAUGAAACACUUUGCAGAACUUCUUCGCAGUAUGGAACCACUCAGUCCUGCAAUAAUGAUGAGUCUAGCUAUCGACGACCAAGAGAGCGAUAUCGACGGCGAUGCGUCAUCCAGUCCUACUCCGAUCACGCCACGAAGCGGUUCCCUCGCAUCAUCCUUAAGGAGUUUCAGUAUACAUAGUGGCAGCGAAGGAACUAUCCAAACAACUCGUUCUCGUAGAUUUGGUACGGAUCAAACAACGCCGAAUCGGUCACAUGCCGGUACAGCUUUUGUUGCUCCCCGAAGUACAAGGCCUCAGCUCCCUGGGUCGCAAAGUCGAACCAGGGGCUUUUAUACUAGCAGUAGCUCAAGUUCCAGUUCUAGUAUGAGAUCUAUAAGCCAAACAAGCGUGAUCAAGUUGAGCAAAAUUCAGACUGGAGAGUCAUUACCUUAUGAGUUAAAUAUACCCAGGGUGCGCUGAUAUAUCAGUCGCCUUUUCCUUUUAUUUUUUGAAUCGUUAUUAGCGUUGGAGUACGGGCUGGAACACAUGGUCCACAACAGGAAUGGGAAACGUCUAGAUAUAUUCCUCUAAUCUUCAAUGAUAAUGUACAAUUACUGAAUCACCACAUGCGAACUCUCCAAUUUGUCUCCGCCUAUUUCAACGUCUUCCUCAAUCUGACCAUACAGUAGAAAGCCUGCCAUUUCUCCCUCAUAGAAGCUAGAUCCUCGUGGGAUACGGAGAGGAUAUCAUCACCAUCCCCACUACUCAUCUCCGAUUUCGAUCAGCAAACUCUUGAGCAGGUAGCGAUUAAAUCCAGAAAUAUUGUCGGAAAUGCAAAUGAUUGCUUGAUGUACCUUGCGACCGCUGGAUCACCGAGUAUUAGUUUAGUCGAGUCUAUUUCCAGAUGUAUUUCAGCCUCAAAACCACUCCAGCAAUUACUAUUUUCUGUCGA
Messenger RNA from Botrytis cinerea B05.10, 3387 nucleotides. RefSeq lists its product as hypothetical. NCBI's taxonomy places the organism in Eukaryota, Fungi, Ascomycota, Leotiomycetes, Helotiales, Sclerotiniaceae. The record is from RefSeq and is a predicted model, not a curated record. Bases 1587 to 2915 code for a protein of 442 amino acids. The transcript has a single exon.